CCCCCCAAGCAGCCAAAUCAUGUGUCCAGGCCUGUGUACCAGAGACACAGGACAUCUUUGUGACAGACAGAGUGAUCCAAAAUGGAGAAAGAUACACCUCCACAGUUGGUGACCCCUGCAUCAGUGAAAGCCAUCAUCUCGAGGAUUGAGGCUGCCCAGCUAACCCGGGCUCAGGAGGAUAUUUCUUCCCAGCUCUCAGACAUCUUGGACAAUGUCAACUGUGUCAUCAGCCGCUUCCAGGAAGAGUUAGGAUAUGAUUUAAAAAAAAAGGUGAAGUCUCACCAGACAGAGCAAAAGGGCAAGAACAGAUUCAUCUUGCUGGAGAAAAUUACCUCCUUCUCCAAAGAUGCUGAGACUAAAGAGAAGCACUUGUAUGAAAUUCUCCACUGGCUGGGUGACUGGGGUGACAGUCUGACCUAUGAGAUCAGGAACAGGAAGAGUGAGGAGGAAGAAGAAGCCCUGGAUGAAUGGAUCGAGGUGAUGGAGAAGGUGUUACCUCUCUCCCUCAUUGCCACCAAAGGAGGCAUCGAGUCUCUCAUUUCCCUUUGCUCCACUCUCAUUGAAGGACAGAAGAAAGGGGCACAAAUGGCCAAACACACCUUCUGGCAGGGCUGGCAGGAACAAAGCCAGCAAAAAGCAAUAUCCUGCCCUCAGCCCCUGAGCCCAGAGCAGAUGCUCCAGGACAGGCACAUCACUUGCACCAUGGUCUCCGAGGUGAAGUCCAUGCUGCAGGAGCUCCUGGACUCCACCAUGUUCAACCAGGGGGAGGUUAGGGCCAUUAGGUACAUGUCAACUGUGGUGGAGAACCUCAGCAAGGCCUUGAUCCUCCAGUACAAGGAGAACAGGAGCCUGGAGACCAAAUACAGGUACCUAAAAAUAGAGAUGACCAAAGAACUCAGCAGCCAGAGGCUGUACUUCCAGAAUUCCCUCCAGGUCCUUGAGAGUAAAAGAGAUGCUCUACUAAAGCAGGUAGAAGUUCUAGGGGGAAAAUACCAUGACCUUCUCCUGAUAAAGCAUGCCUUAGAGUUCCAGCUGAAGAAGGCUCAGUCUAACAGAGGUCAAGCAGAAGUCUCGGCCAAGGUCUUGGUUGACUCCACAGCCCCCACUGAGAAAGACACCCUCCCAAAGAAAGAAGCAGUCAUGGAGGAAAGCCAACAGGAACCCAAAAAAGGGGAGCAACUUUCACCACUUUCCCCAAGUCCCAUGGCCGUGGCCUGGGAGAGUGGCACCAAGCCUUCCAUGUAUCAGCCACUUUCCACCAUGACCGUGCAUUCAAGGAUCGCAGAUGUGUACAGCAGCAGGGACACUGAAUGUCUUCAGCCUGUGUUACCAUCCUCUGUGGAUCACAAGUUUCCUAAGAAAUUGGAAAGACCAGAGGCAGAAAGUCCAGGCCACAAAGUCAAAGACCAGAAGGAUUUCUUCCAGGAAGCAGUCCAGGAGAAGGAAGUACUCCAAAUUAAGUCCCAUUUGCAGAAGCAGCUGUCCCUAGAGGGCUCUAGGAAUGUGGCUGUGGAGAGCAAGGCAGAGCACCAGGAAGAGGAACUCAGCUGGGAGCGCCGGAGGCAGCAGUGGCUGGAGGAGGAGGAGAUGUGGCUGCAGCGGCAGAAGAUGUGGGCCCUGCUGGAGCAGGAGCACCAGGAGAAGCUGCGGCAGUGGGAGGUGGAAGAGGUGGCAAGGAAGCAGCAGCAGAAAUUGGACCAGGAGCAAGGGGGCCCAUGGAGGGAGCCAGGACAGCCAAGGGAGGAAGCGGAGAGAAUGAUCUUCAUGCCCACCAGUCGAUGGAGGGCCUUGGAGGAGGCAUUGCCGGCACCUCCCCCAAGCCGGGCCCAAUCUGCUCAACAAGACAGGAGGCCACACUUGUCCAGGUCCACUAAGACCCAGCAGCCUGUGCCCAGAAACCAGAAGACCAUGAGUUCAACUGAGUUUACCCAGAAACCAUGGACCUACCAGGUUCCCACGAAGCCCAAGAAAUCAGCCUCCUUUCCUGUUGCAGGGACAUCCCUCCGGAAGGUGACCCAGCUCCCUUUGCAUAUAUCCCUGGUAACUCCUAAGAGGAAGGUCUACCACAUGGACGUGGAGGCCCAGAGGAGGAACCUGCAGCUCCUGAGUGAGGAGGGUCAGCUGGGGCUGCCCGACUACCUGCGCAGCAAGGCGCUGGAGCUCACCACCACCACCAUGGAGCUGAACGCGCUCUGGCUGCAGUGCCUGUGCCAUAAGUACAUCCUCUACAGACGCUUCCAGGGCCUCCGACAAGAAAUGAUCAACCGUAUACAAGUUGUGCAAAAAACUGAGUUUGCCUGGAGGGCCCAGAACCUCUACAUCUUCCUGGAGAACAUCAACCACCUGCAGAACCUCCAGCUGCAGGCCUGGACGGACAAGCAGAAGGACCUGGGGGAGAAGUGCCAAGAGUGCCUGAGCAGCAUGGUGACCAUGUUCCCCAAGCUCCAGCUGGAGUGGAACGUUAACCUGCACACCCCUGUGGUCACUUCCCCAAAGUCAAGAAAAAGCAAGCCGCCUCCAUCCUUACUCCAGCACACCCACUCCAGCAGCUCCUCCUGCAAGCAGCCCCUGGAGCUCUUUAUGUCUAGGGGCCAGCAACUUGUGCCCCUGCGGGUGGCCCGGUAG
Camelus dromedarius (Arabian camel) is the source of this 2625-nucleotide messenger RNA. RefSeq names its product family with sequence similarity 186 member B (gene FAM186B). The transcript is spliced from 6 exons. The record is from RefSeq and is a predicted model, not a curated record. The coding region runs from base 82 to 2625 and encodes 847 amino acids. NCBI's taxonomy places the organism in Eukaryota, Metazoa, Chordata, Mammalia, Artiodactyla, Camelidae.